AUGAAAGGCAUCGAUUUGCACGUGUGGAUGUGGUCGGGGCUCGAGGACAAAAGGCCGAGAACAAAGAGCCGCAAUCACACGGGUCUAAUGAAAAGACUAAAUACGUUUUGCCCCACCACCACACACAGCCCCUUGGACUCCGUGUCUCCCCCUGGCGGCCGCAGCCCUCCGCUCUCCCCGCCUCAGAGCCUCCCUCCUCCAGCCACUGCUCUCCGCCUGUCCCUCCUCCUCCACCACCGCCUCUUCGCACCACUGGAGCCCGGGCCUGAGCGCUUCUCUCCGGGCUCCUCUGCCUCGUUCCCCGCGGUCAUGAGGCGGAGGCAGAAGCGGCUCCUGCAGCUGUCCGCGCUCGCUCUUUGUGCGCUGCUUUUCCUGCCGAACGUGGGGCUAUGGGCGCUGUACCGGGACCGGGUCUUCGACACUGGAUCCACGGAGAACACUGCAGCUUUGGACCGGCUGGAGGCGCUGAAUGUGGCGGCGGUCAGAGAGGCUCCGCCCAGAAUCGACUGGCACGACUACGACGCCAUCAAGUGGGACGCGGCCAGAUCCGGUAACGGCGAGCAGGGCAAGGCCUUCCCUCUGAGCGACGCAGACCGAGUGGACCAGGCCUACAGAGAAAACGGAUUCAACAUCUACGUCAGCGACCGCAUCUCACUGAACAGGUCUCUGCCGGACAUCCGCCACCACAACUGUGGUCAGAAGUUGUACUGGGAGAAGCUGCCCAACUCCAGUGUGAUCAUCCCGUUCCAUAAUGAAGGCUGGUCGUCUCUGCUGCGGACCGUCCACAGCGUCCUGAACCGCUCGCCACCGCAGCUCAUCCACGAGGUCAUCCUGGUGGACGACUUCAGCGACAAAGAGCACCUGAAGGGGGCGCUGGAGGAGUACAUGCAGCGUUUCCCUAAAGUCCGGAUCCUGAGGACGAAGAAGAGAGAGGGUCUGAUCCGCACACGUCUGCUGGGAGCCGCGGCCGCCUCGGGGCAAGUCAUCACCUUCCUGGACUCUCACUGCGAGGCAAACGUCAACUGGCUCCCCCCACUGCUGGAUCGAAUCGCCACGAACAGGAAGACGAUCGUGUGUCCCAUGAUCGACGUCAUCGACCACGACCACUUUGGCUACGAGACUCAGGCCGGAGACGCCAUGAGGGGGGCCUUCGACUGGGAGAUGUACUACAAACGCAUCCCCAUCCCCCCAGAGCUGCAGCACGACGACCCCAGCGAGCCCUUCGAGUCCCCUGUUAUGGCUGGGGGCCUCUUUGCCGUGGACCGGAGCUGGUUCUGGGAGCUGGGAGGAUACGACACGGGUCUGGAGAUCUGGGGAGGAGAGCAGUACGAGAUCUCCUUCAAGGUCUGGAUGUGUGGCGGUCGCAUGGAGGACGUUCCCUGCUCCAGAGUCGGGCACAUCUACAGGAAGUACGUUCCAUAUAAGGUCCCAGGAGGAGUCAGCCUGGCCCGCAACCUGAAGCGUGUGGCCGAGGUCUGGAUGGAUGAAUACGCAGAGUACAUUUACCAGCGGCGGCCGGAGUACAGACACCUCUCAGCCGGAGACAUGACGGGGCAGAAGGAGCUCCGAGCCAAGCUCAACUGUAAAAACUUCAGAUGGUUCAUGAAGGAGGUGGCCUGGGACCUGCCCAAGCACUACCCCCCAGUGGAGCCCCCUGCAGCCGCCUGGGGAGAGAUCCGAAACGUGGCCAGUGGUCUGUGUCUGGAGACCAAACACCUGGUCUCGGGGAGUCCGAUCCGGCUGGACACCUGUGUGAGGGGCCGAGCUGAGACCGGCUGGGGACACGGACAGGUCUUCACGUUCGGCUGGAGGGAGGACAUCCGCGCUGGAGACCCUCUUCACACCAAGAAAGUCUGCUUCGACGCCGUGUCCCACAACAGCCCAGUGACGCUGUACGACUGCCACGGCAUGAAGGGCAACCAGCUCUGGAGAUACAGGAAGGACCUGAGCCUGUUCCAUCCGGUCAGCAGCAGCUGCAUCGACAGCAGUCCCACAGAGAGGAGAGUCUUCAUGAACACCUGUGACCCCCAGUCCCAGAGCCAGCACUGGGUCUUUGAGCGGACUAACGCCACAGUCCUGGACCACUUCAACAGAGACGACCCCCACUGA
Messenger RNA from Knipowitschia caucasica, 2109 nucleotides. The record is from the annotation of a GenBank genome assembly. Lineage: Eukaryota; Metazoa; Chordata; Actinopteri; Gobiiformes; Gobiidae.